GGCUAAGAUCUGCUUUCCCCUAUGGAGGAGAGAGAGAAGGAGGGGAAAAAAAAAAAAAGCCCAUGUUUUCAUUCAUAACUUUUUUUCCUUCCCCUUUUCCCCUCCUCUUCCUUCCUCUCCGUCAGCGCCGUGAUCCGCUCCGCUCGGGGCGCAGAGGGCGCCGCGCCGCCGCCGCCCGCCCGGGGCUGCGGGGAGCAGGGCGGAGCGGGGCGGGACGGGGGGGCUGGCGGCGUGUCCGAGCUGGUGUGGAGAAGGGGAGGGAAGCGGGAUCCCACUCCCGAGGUGCGGGGAGGGAGCGCAGCCCCGGGUGCAGAACCGUGAGGGCUCUCGCCGCCUGCGCCGAUUUCAGAUGCAUGCCAGGUUCCUGCUGAAUGCCAGCAGCAGAGAUCACUACAGAUGGAGCCCCAAAGUCAGCACGGCAGCGGCGGCUCCCUGGUGGUGAUUCAGCAGCCCUCCCUGGACAGCCGGCAGCGCUUGGACUAUGACAGGGACGGCCAGCCCACCACCAUCUUGUCACUGGACCAGAUCAAGGCCAUCAGGGGCAGCAACGAAUACACCGAGGGGCCGUCGGUGGUGAAGAAGUCGGGUCCGCGGCCGGCGCCGCGGCAGGAGAAGCACGAGAGGACUCACGAGAUUAUACCAAUUAAUGUGAAUAAUAACUACGAGCACAGGCCCGGCCACGCGGGGCACGCGGCGCAGCAGCAGAACGCCAGGGCUCCCGUGCUGAGCCGCUCCACCAGCACGGGCAGCGCGGCCAGCUCCGGCAGCAACAGCAGCGCCUCCUCGGAGCAGGGGCUGCUGGGGCGCUCGCCGCCCUCCCGGCCCGGCUCCGGCCACAGGCCCGAGCGGACGGUCCGGGCGCAGCCCAAGCAGUCGGCCCUGGUCGCGGACGAUCUGAAGGGGCCUCUGAAAGAGGACUUGACGCAGCACAAGUUCAUCUGCGAGCAGUGCGGGAAGUGCAAGUGCGGGGAGUGCACGGCGCCGCGGGCCCUGCCCUCCUGCCUGGCCUGCAACCGGCAGUGCCUGUGCUCCGCCGAGAGCAUGGUGGAGUACGGCACCUGCAUGUGCCUGGUCAAAGGCAUCUUCUACCACUGUUCCAACGACGAUGAAGGGGACUCGUACGCGGAUAAUCCCUGCUCCUGCUCCCAGUCACACUGCUGUUCUAGGUACCUGUGCAUGGGAGCCAUCUCCUUGUUCCUGCCUUGCUUGCUCUGCUACCCUCCGGCCAAAGGAUGCCUAAAACUCUGCCGGGGCUGCUACGACCGCGUCAAUCGCCCGGGGUGCCGGUGCAAGAACUCCAACACGGUCUAUUGUAAACUGGAGAGCUGCCCCUCCCGGGGUCAGGGCAAGCCCUCAUGAUUUUGGGAGGGAGGUUUACUUCCUCCAACUUCAGUUUUUCAGGUUGUAGCUGAUUUUUUUUUUUUUCCCUCCCCCAUCUUUUCUUCUUCCCCCCCUCCUCUCCCAUUUUGGGAGGACUGUUCCUUUCCUUUCUGUCUGCCCAACUUCAGACACAUGAGUUCUUCCCCUUGCAUCUUUGCUCUCCUCCUCCUACUGACUUGGCUGAGUGUGGAGCAUUUCACGCAGUCACUGCUGCUCUUUGGUAAGUGUGGACCUGGGAUCUGCACCUGCCGCUCGCUCGGGCAGGGUCUCUGAGUUUGUAACUGAACCACUCCUGAAAGAGACAGUGAGGGCUCACUGGGCUCUUGAAGCUUCUUGCUCUGUGAAUAUCUUCCCAAAGAUUUUUUUUUUUUGUUGUUCUCAGCAAGUUAUGGAUUUUUUUCUUCUUAACCUCCCGAGUGCCAAGGAAGAAUAACUUUCCUGAGUGAGGUGGAUUGUGAAAUAACUUUUUGUGUGUUCUUUCUGGAGAGGGAUGUAAAAUAAAGGCUUCACCAAAUGAAAGGCCUGACUCUUCUAUAAGCAGCCUGCUUCCUUUUGCAUAUUUUUUUUUUCCUCCCCUCUCUUUUUGUCUUUUGGAACAUUCUCAGACCUGAGAAUCGCCCUGACUCUUUUUUUUUUUUUCUUUUACAUUUUCAAUGUAACUUCAGUUUUUGCUACACUAUGUAGAUCUUCACAUUGGAGACAUUGUGGCUGCAACAUACUCAUUUGUUUCUUUUGCUGUCCAGUCUUUGAAGGAUAUUGCUCACUCCACCCUCCUAAUCCCGUUUUUAUAGUCUAUCAGUAUCAGUUGAUAUUAAAGUUGGUGGUGUUCAUGUAUCCAAACAGCCUUCAGGUGUCAUUGAGUCACCUAAAUGUUCUUGAAUCCUUCAAGUCUCUUGUGAUCCUUUGGCUUAGUGAGUUUAGCUCUGCUCUGUACUUUAUAAUUUUAUUCUGUCCCUGUUUUAUUGCCUUAGCCACAAAUUGUGGUCCUUUUUUGUAUAUUUUAUGUAUAAAACACAAAGUUGAAUCCCAACUAUUUUUAAGACAAAAGUCUGUUAAAACUUUUUUUAUUGUAAAGAAUAUUUAUUAUGUGAAUCUCUAUUAUUUUAUGAUAUUUAUUGCAAAAGACUUCGAAAAUGUACUCAUGUCUGAAUAUAACAAAAUAUCAAUACUUAACGAAAUAAGGAUGACACGAAGAAAGUACAUAUGUUAACUAUAAUGCAGAAAAUAUAUUAAUUAAUGAAAAUGCC
This is a messenger RNA of Oenanthe melanoleuca, 2627 nucleotides long. It is a transcript of the gene SPRY1, whose product is annotated as sprouty RTK signaling antagonist 1. Lineage: Eukaryota; Metazoa; Chordata; Aves; Passeriformes; Muscicapidae. The record is from RefSeq and is a predicted model, not a curated record. Gene Ontology annotation, biological process: negative regulation of MAP kinase activity; animal organ development; negative regulation of Ras protein signal transduction. Gene Ontology annotation, cellular component: cytosol; membrane. Bases 397 to 1359 code for a protein of 320 amino acids. The transcript has 2 exons.